This is a messenger RNA of Trypanosoma grayi, 1437 nucleotides long. RefSeq names its product putative NADH-ubiquinone oxidoreductase complex I subunit, FT. Bases 1 to 1437 code for a protein of 478 amino acids. Gene Ontology annotation, biological process: steroid biosynthetic process. NCBI's taxonomy places the organism in Eukaryota, Euglenozoa, Kinetoplastea, Trypanosomatida, Trypanosomatidae. The transcript has a single exon. The record is from RefSeq and is a predicted model, not a curated record. Gene Ontology annotation, cellular component: mitochondrion. Gene Ontology annotation, molecular function: 3-beta-hydroxy-Delta5-steroid dehydrogenase (NAD+) activity; protein-containing complex binding.
AUGCGUCGCUGGGGAAGUGGUGCCGCGUGCCGCGUGGCGGCGACGUCGAUGCGUGCAUUCUGGGACCCGUACGGCCACCAGCCGGAGUCCAUGUUUCUCGAUCGCAAGGACUUGGAGCAGAUGUACCCCACCCGCAAGCCAAAGACCACGGGUGGUGAAUUUGGUUAUGAGCGAGGCCCGUACUGGGCUGCAAUGCUUGUUCCGAACCCGGCGGUGCGACUACCGCACGAACGCCGCCGCCUGAACCCUAAGCCUGCGAGACGGGUAACAGUGUUCGGAGCCAGCGGUUACCUCGGCGCGGAGAUUGUGCGGGAGCUCUGCGAACACCCCGACAUUGAGAAGGUAUGUGCCACAACGCGCUACCCUACCCUCAUCCCAGCUGGAUCCGACCUUGACCUGCUCCUCCAGAAGUACCCUGAGAAGAUUGAACUCCACGAGUGUGACGUGACGGACCGCAUUCAAGUCAACGUGGCGUCCAAUGGCAGUGAUACGCUGGUGUUCGCUGUCGAUUAUCACGCAGAAUACGCCAACAAUAGCCACCAUGACGUAUUUUUGACAGGGGCUACCAAUGUGAGCUGGACAGCGCGUAGUGUACGGGCGGAACGUGUGAUCUUCUGCAAUGGUCUGGAUGCAACGUUUGCCUCCGAGUCAAAUUACUGUGACUUCCGUGCCCGUGCAGAGGAUGCGGUGGGCGCCAACCACCCAGAUGCGACAAUUAUUCGUUUUGGUCCACUGUAUGGGAAGAAAUAUCGCUAUCGGGGUCUUGGACGCUACAUUUAUCCAGCGUGCUUCCCCAAUACCCUAGUGCAGCCGACGUGGGUUGUGGAUGCGGCGCGGGCUGUGGUGCGUUGCUCAAUGGCUCACCGGGCUGUGCGCUACAAGUUCGAUUUGGGUGGUCCCCAGACACUGACGCACGUUGAGGGGUUUCGAAACAUUUCCUCACACUUCAACGGUCGUCUCGUUUUCCCCUGCUAUCGGGGUAUUGGGCGCUUCUUUGGCAAGCUACUGCCGUGGACUGUGCCAAACCCAUGGUUUGAUGACAACUGGAUUUUGACCUAUGAGCUGGAUCAAGUAAACCGCCGUAGCACACUUUUUGACCGUCUCGCAUCAUGGGAGCGUAUCGCGUACACACCGCACACCAUACAGGAGGCAGCUGAGAUUGAAAAGGGCGAAGUGAAACUCCCUCCUCUUCACGAGCUAGACGUAGCUUAUAAAGCGCUUGAGGCAGCGGACAAGGCUGCCUUUGAUUUAGAAGAAGAAAAUGCUAAGAAAUACGGCAUUCACCGAGCCAAGGCCGAACCUGGUUUUGGCCGCACCGAUGGCUUGGAGGCGCUCGCACAAGAGAUAUAUCCGGGACAACAAUUCCGCAUCAAGCCGCUAGAGGGCGCGAAGUACCCGUCCAAUGUCAAGAAUCCAGGACCAGUGGCCAUCCAAUAA